Molecule: messenger RNA, 2309 nt
Organism: Gossypium raimondii (Peruvian cotton)
Lineage: Eukaryota; Viridiplantae; Streptophyta; Magnoliopsida; Malvales; Malvaceae
Product: sulfate transporter 3.1
Exons: 12
Coding region: 77-2029 (650 amino acids)
Biological process (GO): transmembrane transport
Cellular component (GO): membrane
Molecular function (GO): secondary active sulfate transmembrane transporter activity
Source: RefSeq, a predicted model, not a curated record
AAAACAAACACAAGUGUGUGACUUGUUUUGCAGCUCUUAUUUAAUCUGCAGCAAAACCGACUUGGUUUGCUUGAUAAUGGGAAGUACCGGAGAGUAUGAGAGCCAGCGCCGGGUACCGGUUCCUCCUUCGAAACCAUUUCUCAAGUCUUUACAAGCAAGACUCAAGGAGACUUUCUUUCCUGAUGACCCUUUUAGGCAGUUCAAGAAUCAGCCUAUUUCCAACAAGUUCUUGCUCGGAUUACAAUAUUUUGUACCAAUUAUUGAAUGGGCUCCUCGUUACACUUUCGACUUCUUUAAGGCUGAUUUGAUUGCCGGUAUCACCGUUGCCAGCCUUGCCGUUCCUCAAGGGAUAAGCUAUGCAAGUUUGGCUAGCAUUCCACCAAUUCUUGGACUUUAUUCAAGCUUUGUUCCGCCGCUGCUAUAUGCCAUGUUGGGGAGCUCCAGAGAUUUGGCAGUGGGGACUGUAGCUGUCGCAUCACUUCUAAUAUCUUCAAUGCUUGGCAAGGAGGUUAGCCCUACUGAGAACCCCAAGCAAUAUGUUCAGUUAGUCUUCACGGCUACUUUCUUUGCUGGAGUGUUCCAAGCUUCCCUUGGCAUCUUAAGACUUGGAUUUAUCGUGGAUUUUCUGUCACAUGCAACCAUAGUGGGAUUUAUGGGUGGAGCAGCCACGAUUGUGUGUUUUCAACAAUUGAAAGGGAUUCUUGGUUUAGUUCAUUUUACUCAUGAGACUGAUCUUGUAUCUGUUAUGCGCUCAGUUUUCAGCCAAAUUCAUCAGUGGAGAUGGGAGAGUGCUGUUCUGGGAUGUUGUUUUCUUUUCUUCCUUCUCCUCACAAGAUACUUUAGCAAGAGAAAGGCGGCUUUCUUCUGGAUAAACGCCAUGGCACCGCUCACCACAGUUAUUUUGGGAAGCCUUCUCGUUUAUCUGACGCAUGCAGAAAAACAUGGCGUUCAAGUGAUUGGGCACUUGAAGAAAGGGUUGAAUCCACCGUCUGCAUCAGACCUGGUGUUUGGGUCGCCCCACUUGAUGGCGGCUAUAAAAACCGGGAUCGUCAUUGGCAUCAUUGGCCUUGCUGAAGGAAUUGCAGUCGGAAGAACCUUUGCCAUGUUCAAGAACUAUCACAUUGAUGGGAACAAAGAAAUGAUCGCCUUCGGGAUGAUGAACAUUGCUGGCUCAUGCACCUCCUGUUACUUAACUGCAGGACCAUUUUCAAGAACUGCAGUGAACUUUAAUGCUGGAAGCAGAAGUGCAGUCUCCAACAUUGUAAUGGCAACAGCAGUGAUGUUUACGUUGUUAUUUCUAACACCAUUGUUCCAUUACACUCCUCUUGUGGUACUUUCCUCUAUAAUUAUAGCAGCCAUGCUUGGCCUGCUUGACUAUGAAGCUGCAAUCCACCUUUGGAAAAUUGACAAAUUCGACUUCUUCAUCUGCUUGGGGGCAUAUCUCGGUGUUGUCCUCGGAAGCGUUGAGAUUGGUCUAAUCAUUUCGAUCACUGUUUCAUUGCUAAGGAUUAUUCUCUUUGUGGCGAGGCCCAGAACGAUGGUUUUAGGCAAUAUUCCGAACUCUGGGAUCUAUAGAAGUAUGGACCAAUACCAAAUCGCGAACAGUGUUCCAGGGAUUCUCAUACUGCAAAUAGACGCCCCUGUUUUCUUUGCCAAUGCAAGCUAUCUAAGAGAAAGGAUCUCGAGAUGGAUUUAUGAAGAGGAAGACAGGUUAAAAUCUGCAGGAGAAGCAAGCUUACACUAUGUCAUAUUAGAUUUUUGUGCGGUAGGUAGCAUUGAUACUAGUGGAAUUAGCAUGCUCGAAGAACUCAUGAAGAAUGUCCAUAGAAAAGGUCUACAGCUUGUGUUGGCUAACCCGCAAAGCGAGGUGAUGAAGAAGCUAGACAAGUCAAAACUCAUUCACAAGAUCGGGCAAGGAUGGAUCUUCUUGACAGUAGGAGAGGCUGUUUCAGCAUGUAAUUUCAUGCUGCACACAUGCAAGUCAAUUCAUGUAGCAGUUGACCAGAAUGCUGAAGAGAAUAAAGUCUAAGAUUUGUAGUAAUAUAUAUGCAAGUCAAAUCUAUUAGACGAGUAAAUUUAUUGAUGCUAAGAAAGGUGCUUUGCGGUUUUCAUCCAACUGUUCUGGUUGAAGAAGAAGAGGAAAUGAGAAGAAACUUUUGAGGAAGUGAUUCAGGGUAUAAUCUUCGUAAUAUUACACAUGAAUUAUGUAUGUAGUUCUCACCAUAUUGAAGAUCCUGCUGGGAUCCUUCUAUGCUUAACUAGUGUUUAUCACGCAAUCAAAGCAAUAACACUUAAGCAGUUUAAUACAA